UCAAAGUGAAAAAACCUAUUAAAAAAAUUGAAAAAAACACUGCUUAAAACGUGAAAAAGCUAUUAAAAACACUUAAACUGAACUUAAACUCAAAGAUAACUGGUUUAGUGGCUGGUUAAUAAUCGCUAAUACAUUGCUAGCGGCGUUUUGCAAAAUCGCUUAAUUGGUUAUUGAAUUUUCAAGACCGACGAAGACAAAAAAAUCAAGAUUCCCAUAACUACAAGCUAACGAUAGUGGGAACGAAGUUGAGUUGGUAAAUUUAAUUGAAAUGAGUGAAUUUCAACCGCAGCAAGGACAGAGUAUCAGUCAAUCCCAGGCGUUGGCUCAGGCGAUACAGCGUGCCAAGCAGAUAGCGGCUAAGAUCCAACCCAGCCAGCAGGCAGGCGGUCCAGGAGGACCUGGAGCAGGACCAUCACCACCAUCUGGUGGGGGAGGGCCGGGACCCGGUGCGGGCAACAACUUCAAGAGGCACAACGACGACGGCGACAGCGGACCAGAGUGCAAACGCUCCUUUGGCAGUCCGGACUACGGCCACAACAAUAAUUCGAACAUGAGCAGCAGCAGUGGUGGCGGUGGAGGUGGUGGGGGAGGGGGAUCCGGUCAGGGCGGGGCAAAUAUUACGCAAGCCAUUGCCCAGGCAGCUGCAGUGGCCGCUCGCCUGGCGGCAUCGGCCGGAACAACGUGCGAGGAGCAAAUCCGCAUACCCGAAUCCAUAGCCAAUGCCUUUAUGGGACGUGGCAGCAACGACACCAUCACCCAUAUCCAGGCCGAGUCGGGGGCCAAGGUACAGCUGAUGCCGGAACAGGAGCGAGUCAUUACGUUGCGCGGCCAGCGGGACACUGUGUCGAAGGGUCGCGACAUGAUCCAGCAGAUGGCCAGCCGCGGUGGUGGCGGAACCGUGGAGGUACUUCUCACCAUCAACAUGCCGCCUCCGGGCCCCAGUGGCUAUUCGCCCUACCAAGAAAUCAUGAUACCCGGUGCCAAGGUGGGCCUGGUCAUUGGCAAGGGUGGCGACACAAUCAAACAGCUGCAGGAGAAGACGGGAGCCAAGAUGAUUAUCAUCCAAGACGGACCCAAUCAGGAGGUCAUCAAACCUCUGCGCAUUUCCGGCGAUCCGCAGAAGAUCGAGCAUGCCAAGCAGAUGGUCUUGGAUCUCAUCGCACAGAAGGACGCUCUAGCUCAGCAGCAGGGUGGACGCGGGGGUGGUGGUGGAGGAGGUAGCGGUGGUGGUGGAGGGCCCGGCCUCGGCUACAACAACUUCAAUAAUGGCAAUGGCGGCGAGAGCGUAGAGGUCUUUGUGCCCAAGAUUGCCGUCGGCGUCGUCAUUGGCAAGGGAGGUGACAUGAUCCGAAAGAUUCAAACUGAAUGCGGCUGCAAGCUGCAGUUCAUUCAGGGAAAAAACGAUGAGAUGGGCGAUAGACGCUGUGUCAUCCAGGGCACCCGCCAACAGGUCGAGGACGCCAAGCGGACCAUCGAUGGACUGAUUGAAAACGUGAUGCAACGAAAUGGCCUCAACCGCAACGGCAACGGAGGUGGCUCCCAAAGUGGGGGCGAAGGCAACUCCAAUUACGGAUAUGGCUACGGCGUGAAUCAUGCCCAGGGCGGUCGUGAGGAGAUCACUUUCAUGGUGCCGGCAUCCAAAUGCGGUAUUGUGAUUGGACGUGGGGGUGAGACGAUCAAGCUGAUCAAUCAGCAAUCCGGAGCCCAUACUGAAAUGGAUCGCAAUGCCAGCAAUCCGCCCAACGAAAAGCUGUUCAAGUCCAAGGGCACCACCGACCAGGUGGAGUCGGCACGUCAAAUGAUUUCAGAGAAGAUCAACAUGGAGCUGACUGUCAUUGCCCGCAAGCCCAUCGGUGGUGGUGGCGGCGGCGGUGGUGGAGGAGGCGGAGGUGGUGGAAACGGCUCAGGAGGUGGACCCAGCAAUUCCCAUCAUGGUCAGCAGCAGGGCGGCUAUGGUGGACCCAAUCCAAUGCAAGGCGGUGAUCCAAAUGCCGCCGCUGCAGCAGCGUACCAGCAGCAGCAACAACCCUGGGGUCCCUAUGGACAGCAGGGAUGGGAUCCAGCGGCCCAGCAACAGCAACAAAUGGCAAUGACUGCCAAUCAGGGCGGUGGUCCUGGUGGAGCCGGUGCAAACGCUGGCCAGGACUACUCGGCCCAGUGGAUCGAGUACUAUAAGCAAAUGGGCUGCCAUCGCGAGGCUGAGUUGAUCGAACAACAGAUGAAGGCCAAGCAAGGAGGCGGUGCACCUGGGCCCGGGCAGCAGGUGCCGCAGCAGCCACAACAGCAGCAACAGCAAGUGCCGCAGCAAGCACAGCAGCAGGCAUCCGGCGGCAACAGCGCUGACUACAGCGCACAGUGGGCGGAAUACUACCGCAGUGUGGGCAAGCACGAGGAGGCAGAGGCAAUCGAGAAGACAUUGAAGAACAAGCAAUCACAGAACGGUGGACCUGCUGUUGGCCAAAGCAAUGCGCCCAAUCCCAGCCAAGGCGGCCCCAAUCCCGGCCAACAGCAGCAGCCCAAUCCAGCGGCGGCAGCAGCAGCCGCUGCUGCAGCAGCCGGGGGCUAUGCCCAAGGUAUGACUCCUAGCCAAUAUGCACAAUAUUCACAGUAUUACGCUGCUGCGGCUGCGGGUCAGCCACAAGCACCACCGCAGCCUGGCGGUGGUCCGCCCGCUGGUUAUCCCGGUGGAUAUCCGGGUGGCGGCUAUGGCGGCUACCCGGGUGCGCCGGGACAACAGCAGCAACAGCAACAGAAGCCGCAUAAAAAUGACAAGCAUUGAUAACGUUUUGGGAUGUGAUGUGGCGAGGCGAAAGAACUGGGAAUGGAAGUCAGAGGUGGGAGCUGUAGCUGGAGUGGAAAUUACUGCACUAAAGGGUGUGGCAGGUGCCUUGAAUUGGUGAUCUAUUGUUCUACUAUGUCCUAUGUCUUUUAUCCCCCACAAGCUAGCAAAA
Messenger RNA from Drosophila obscura, 2951 nucleotides. It is a transcript of the gene Psi, whose product is annotated as far upstream element-binding protein 3. The record is from RefSeq and is a predicted model, not a curated record. Gene Ontology annotation, molecular function: mRNA binding. Gene Ontology annotation, cellular component: cytoplasm; nucleus. Lineage: Eukaryota; Metazoa; Arthropoda; Insecta; Diptera; Drosophilidae. Bases 269 to 2779 code for a protein of 836 amino acids. Gene Ontology annotation, biological process: regulation of DNA-templated transcription. The transcript has 7 exons.